AUGGAAUCAGAAGAAAAAGAACUAGAUCUCACCCUCUCCCUCCGAUGUGGGAGUUCAAAGGAAACUCCUACCUCUUUCCUUCCUCUCGUAAGCCCUUUUCAAACAAACCUAUCUCUCAUGGAAAUACAAGAGUAUUGUUCUAACCUUAACCCUAACCCUUCGUCAGCGUCGGUCUCUUCUCACCACAGCGUCAACUCUCCAAAGGCGCCUGCUAAAGCACCCAAAAAUAGACGCUCUUUGGGUAGUUCUCGUCGCAUUUCGCGGGGCAAAGAAACGAGCAAAGCGAUUACUGCACCGUUUCCUUGGGCCAAGAAUCAACGCGCCACCGUUCAUAGCCAACAAUAUCUAUUGGAGAAUAAUGUGGACACGAUCAUAGGAAAAGUGUACUGCAAGAGGUGCGAGCAUGAGUUCGAAUUGGGUCUGAAUCUAGAAGAGAAACUUGAUGGCCUAUGCGAAUUCUUUAGGAAAGAGAAGAAUAAGUGGCAUAAAAGAGCUCCACGGGUUUGGAUGAGUCCAGUGUGUCCAAAAUGCCCCCUUUGCGAACGAGAAAGCAGCACCAGACCUGUAAUUGCGCCAAACAAAAAGGAGAUUAAUUGGUUGUUCUUACUGCUUGGUCAGAUGCUUGGUUACUGCACACUUGAGCAUCUUAAAUAUUUCUGCAAACACAAUGAGGUUCAUCGAACUGGGGCCAAAGAUCGUCUUCUUUAUGAUACCUAUAAAACCCUAGUCAAUCAGCUCCUACCUGAUUAUUUAUCUGAUUCCUGA
This is a messenger RNA of Vigna umbellata (rice bean), 765 nucleotides long. RefSeq lists its product as uncharacterized. The record is from RefSeq and is a predicted model, not a curated record. Lineage: Eukaryota; Viridiplantae; Streptophyta; Magnoliopsida; Fabales; Fabaceae.